AGCGUAGCUACGUCACAACAACACUGGGGACUCGCAGUGAGUAGCUAAUCAAACUUAAUAGUUGUGUUUACUUGUGAGAAACAACAAACAUAUUUUAUACAGACACAUGGGGACAUUUACAGCCUUAAAUAUGCGACAGUUCUUGAGAGUUCAGCCGCGUUACCGACACGUUUAGGUAGAAGAAAGUGUGGAGAAGUGAGCGUCACUCACUCUGCGCCUAAAGGUGUUGAGCUGCUCCUCAUUUCAUCACAGAGAGGCUAAACACACGUGAUCACAGGGCGUUCCCUGUUUUACUGCGUGUGAUCUGCUGCAUAAAGAUACUGAUCUGCAAGUUUAGCUUGAUAUACCAGUACGAUGUUGGGAUUCUAACCAAAAAUGGCGGAGGGUUUCACCCCGUUUCUCCUGUCUGGGAUGCUGAUGUGUGGUCUGCUGCUCCACACGGUGUCCCAACAUGGAGCCAGUGAUGAUAAGCCCAGUAAGAAGCCCAAUUUCAUCAUCAUACUGGCAGAUGAUAUAGGCUGGGGUGACCUGGAUGCUAACCAGCCUGGAGAGAAGGCAAACAACAACACGCCUUACCUCAAUCUGAUGGCUGAGCAAGGACAAAGAUUGACAGACUUCCAUUCUCCUGCUUCAACCUGCUCUCCAUCCCGCGCUGCCAUCCUGACGGGCCGCUACGGCCUGAGAAACGGGGUGACUCAUAACUUUGCCGUGGGCUCUGUGGCCGGUCUGCCUCUGUCUGAGGUCACCUUGCCACAGCUCCUACAGAAGGCGGGAUACUACACCGCCAUGAUCGGGAAAUGGCACCUCGGCCACAAUGGACCAUACGGCCCAACUAACAGAGGUUUUGACUACUACUUAGGUAUUCCUUACAGUAAUGACAUGGGCUGUACUGACAUACCUGGAUUUAAUUUGCCACAGUGUCCUCCCUGUGACUCAUCUGGACCUCAAGUGAUCAGAUUGAAGAGGAGUGUCCAUGGUGGCUGUUAUUCCAGAGUGGGCCUUCCUCUCAUUGAAAACAGCAGUAUUGUGGAGCAGCCGCUUGACCUGUGGUCGCUAACGGAGCGAUACAAAUCCACUGCAACCAGGAUUAUACGUAAUGCGAGGGAACAAGGACAGCCCUAUCUCCUCUACAUAGCGUUGGCUCACAUGCACGUUCCCCUGGCUCCUCCGCUCCCCCCAGACGCCUCCGCCACCGCCACAGAUGACGGCCAAGUGUACGCUGCCAGCCUGCGAGAGAUGGACAGCCUGGUGGGGGCGGUAAAGAGCGCCUCUGAUGACACAGACAAAGACAAUACUCUCAUCUGGUUCACCGGUGACAACGGUCCAUGGGAACAGAAGUGCCAGUACGCAGGAAGUGUAGGACCUUUCAUGGGAAAGUGGCAGACCAGCAGAGGCGGAGGCUCAGCUAAGCGGACCACCUGGGAGGGAGGUCACAGGGUGCCGACAGUGGCUUAUUGGCCCGGGAGGAUCCCUGCAAACACCACCAGCUCCGCCCUACUCGGUGGUAUGGACAUCUUCCCAACACUUCUGUCCCUGGCAGGGGUAACUCCCCCCUCAGACCGGCGUUACGACGGCAUUGACGCCACAAAUAUCCUCCUGCAUGGUGAACAGACUGGUCAUGAGUUUCUGUUCCACCCCAACAGUGGUGCUGCUGGGAAGUUUGGUGACCUGCAGACAGUUCGAACAGAGAAACACAAAGCUUUCUACAUCACAGGUGCAGCUGAGGCGUGCGGUGGUGCAACAGGAAGGCAGCAGCUCCAUGACCCGCCGCUGAUAUUUGAUCUGGAACGCAACGAGGCCGAGGAAACACCCCUGCAGGUCGAGACGCCCGAGUACCGGGCGGUGGCGGAGAGGAUUGCCCGCGGGAGGGAGAAGCUGUUAUGGGACAUUGCCACCGACAAGUCCGUGUCCACAGCGGACUACAGCACAGACGCAUCAGCGGCGCCCUGCUGUGACCCCAGACAGGCUGUUUGCCGCUGCCACACGCUGGGCUGAAGGGUGGGGAAACACACAUACAAUACUCCCACACACACAAUAGGCUGAAAGAGAAGCACACAUACGUACUCAAACAGACGUGGAGACAGAUAACUCCUUUAGACGUGCUCAGCUGUUUUGUUUGUAGAAGGUGUUUUUUGUCCUGACGCAGCAGGAGACGAGCAAACAAGCAGAGACAGCUGUACUUUGACAAGUUGGUAUUGUGAGGUCAAUAAUUUGGGACAGAUAUGAUCCUUCAGACAGUAAAGACAAAGCUACAAUGCAGUGUAAUACGUUAUUCAAUGCUUUUUAAUGUCCAAAUCUUAGCGUUAUUAUUAUUUUAUUAUAUAUUUGAUGAGAUUUUAUACAAUAUUCAAGCAUUAGCAACAUAAAUGAUGCCAUUUAAAAAAACAAAAUCAUAAGUACACCAUGCAGAGGUUGAAUCACUUCUCAGCUUUAAUGAGUUUCUGGUGUCCAGUAUUGAACAGCUCAAUGCAGCGUACUGGUGUCCUAACAGCGCCACCUUUUGGCAAAUCAAAUGGUAUUACCAUGUUACUUAUUACAACAGUGCUAUAUAUAAAUGUUAUAUAUACACAUUUUAUACACACAGUAAAAAUCCUCAAUAUAUAUUUACGCACGGUAAGUCUAUGCGUUCGAUGUGUAAUACUUAAAACAUUUUGCAAAAAAGAAUAUUUAAUACAUCAAAGUAAAAAUGACUUAACAUACUGUAUUCAGCAUCAUGUAGUAAAUAAAAAGGUCGUCAGGAUAUCACUGAAA
Molecule: messenger RNA, 2751 nt
Organism: Sebastes umbrosus (honeycomb rockfish)
Lineage: Eukaryota; Metazoa; Chordata; Actinopteri; Perciformes; Sebastidae
Gene: arsg
Product: arylsulfatase G
Exons: 12
Coding region: 376-1995 (539 amino acids)
Molecular function (GO): arylsulfatase activity
Source: RefSeq, a predicted model, not a curated record